Molecule: messenger RNA, 681 nt
Organism: Cornus florida
Lineage: Eukaryota; Viridiplantae; Streptophyta; Magnoliopsida; Cornales; Cornaceae
Exons: 4
Coding region: 1-681 (226 amino acids)
Source: RefSeq, a predicted model, not a curated record
AUGGAUUUUGUUGUGGGGUUACUGAGAUCGAUACAUAACCAUGAUACAGUGUGGGUGAUAGUGGACCGAUUGACUAAAUCAGCUCAUUUUCUACCCAUUCGAGCUACUGAUACUGUAAAGGAAUUAUCUUUUAGUACUCCUUUGAGUUUGAGUACUGCUUUUCAUCCUCAGAACGAUGGCCAGUUCGAGAGGGUCAUUCAGGCUAGUAUCGGCAUGGCACCGUAUGAGGCACUUUAUGGUAGACCUUGUCAUUCACCUAUAUGUUGGGCUGAGGUUGGUGAUGUAUCACCAAUGAAAGGGGUUACGAGAUUUGGUAGAAAGAAAGGGAAGUUAGCUCCUCGAUUCAUCGGACCUUUUGAGAUUACAGAGAGGAUUGGGGAGGUGGCGUAUAGAUUGGCUCUACCACCUAGACUAUCAGCUGUUCACGAUGUUUUCCAUGUCUCUAUGUUGAGGAGGUGCUUGAGGGAUGAGACUCAGGUCAUUGACUGCGCAGAGGUCCAGAUUCGCCCUAAUACGACCUAUGUUGAGACGCCUGUGCGCAUUGUUAACAGUAUAGUGAAACAGUUGAGGCGGGCAGAGAUACCUCUGGUGAAGGUGCAGUGGAAUCAUCAGGAUGAGAGAGAGGCUACUUGGGAGCUAGAGUCAGAAAUGAAGGGAAAGUAUCCACAUCUAUUCGAAUAA